Coturnix japonica (Japanese quail) is the source of this 1402-nucleotide messenger RNA. RefSeq names its product decaprenyl diphosphate synthase subunit 1 (gene PDSS1). The record is from RefSeq and is a predicted model, not a curated record. Gene Ontology annotation, cellular component: mitochondrion; transferase complex. Gene Ontology annotation, biological process: ubiquinone biosynthetic process; isoprenoid biosynthetic process. Lineage: Eukaryota; Metazoa; Chordata; Aves; Galliformes; Phasianidae. Gene Ontology annotation, molecular function: prenyltransferase activity.
CGGUGCCGGCGCUGCCGGGGACAGCAUGGCCUUGAGCUGGUGGUGGCGGUGCGGCUCUUCCUGCCGCCGGGCGCCGCCGCUCGGCCCCGCGCCGCCCCGCCGCCCGACGGGACUCGGCCCACGCGGAGCAACCGCGCUGCGAGCCGCGAUGUGUCACUGUCCCCAAAGAAGCUCAGUGUGGUCAUUUCCGAAGCUGCGCAGUGUACCUUGGCGGUUUUAUCAUACAAGUACAGCCCGAAUGUGCAGCUGCAGUAAGACAGUUAGCGAUGAAAAAUACCAAGACCCUUUUCAACUUGGCAGAAAAGACUUGAAGAAUCUCUAUGAGGAUAUUAAAAAGGAGUUACUUAUAUCUACUGCUGAACUUAGGGAAAUGUGUGAAUAUUACUUUGAUGGGAAAGGAAAGGCCUUUCGACCAAUGAUUGUGGUGCUGAUGGCAAGGGCUUGCAACAUUCACCAUAGCAAUUCCAGAGAGGUGCAAGCAAGCCAGCGCUCUGUGGCCAUAAUUGCAGAGAUGAUCCACACGGCUAGCCUCGUUCAUGACGAUGUUAUUGAUGAUGCAAAUUCUCGCAGAGGAAAAAUGACAGUCAACCAGAUCUGGGGAGAGAGGAAGGCAGUUCUAGCUGGUGAUUUCAUCCUAUCAGCUGCUUCCUUAGCUUUAGCACGAAUUGGAAACACUACGAUCGUCUCUGUUCUGACUCAGGUGAUUGAAGAUUUGGUGCGUGGUGAAUUCCUCCAGUUGGGUUCCAAGGAAAAUGAGAACGAGAGAUUUGCUCACUACCUCGAGAAGACUUUUAAGAAGACUGCGAGUCUGAUAGCAAACAGUUGUAAAGCAGUUUCAAUUCUAGGCUGCCCCGAUCCCAAAGUUCACGAGAUUGCAUACCAGUAUGGGAAAAACGUUGGCAUUGCUUUUCAGCUAAUAGAUGAUGUGUUGGAUUUUACAUCAUGUGCUGACCAUCUUGGGAAGCCAGCAGCAGCAGAUCUCAAGCUUGGCUUAGCCACAGGCCCUGUCUUGUUUGCAUGUCGACAGUUUCCAGAAAUGAAUGCCAUGAUAAUGAGACGAUUCAGUAAGCCAGGAGAUGUUGAACGUGCUCGGAAUUACGUGUUGCAGAGUGACGGUGUGCAGCAAACAACCUACCUCGCCCAGCGCUACUGCCACGAAGCCACGAGAGAGAUCAGCAAACUGCGCCCAUCCCCUGAAAGAGAAGCCCUCAUUCAACUGACAGAAAUGGUACUCAUGCGAGACAAGUGAGACAACUCCUUGCACUCGUUCUGGCAGCUACUUACCAGACUGUGCCUACAUUUCCUUCAAGUUAUUUGCUUCCAACGCAGGCUACCAAAAAUUAUUUUUUUAAGAAACUUUUGUGGUUUUUUUUGUUGGUUUUUUUGUUUGUCUUUUUUUUUG